Molecule: messenger RNA, 742 nt
Organism: Lactuca saligna
Lineage: Eukaryota; Viridiplantae; Streptophyta; Magnoliopsida; Asterales; Asteraceae
Source: the annotation of a GenBank genome assembly
CAUAUUUAUAUAAAAGAAGCCUUUCACUGCAUAUACUCUAUCAAAAACGAUUUGUGUAUUUGUAUCGAUAAUGGCUCAACCGAACUCUGCACCUUUGUCGUCUCCAGUCUCUGUGAUAGGGUCUCAGUUCAUGUCACCAUAUCAACGUGAUAUUAUAGUUGAUAGAAAUCCAAAAGGAAACAUUUUUAUUACUGAUAUGAGCCACAACACCAUGCUUAAAGUGAAACGAUGUGAUACAUCCUUUCAUUAUCAACGAGUGCUACUCGAUGUUGAUGACAAACCCAUCGUUACGAUGCGUAAGAAGACCAUGAGUGAACACGAUAGAUGGAAUGUAUUCAUGGGUGACAGUAAAAGCACAUCGGAUAUGAUAUUUACCACAAAAUCACAUCACGUGAUCCAGUUUAAGACCAAUGUACAUGUGUUCUUGGCAAACCAAACCGGUAGUAAAAAUAUUUGUGAUUUCAAGAUAACAGGAAGCUGGUCGAAGAAAAACUGCACUAUUUAUAUGGGAGAUACUUCAACAACAAUAGCCCAAGUGAAUAAAAUGCCAUCAUCUGAGAAUGUAAAGCUCGUUAAGGACAAAUUCAUGGUGACAAUUUAUCCCAAUGUUGAUUACGCAUUUGUGGUUACACUUAUAGGGAUUGUUGAGGCUAUGAAAAGCUCUAACACAAAUGGUGAAGUUGCUGCUGGAUCAGGGGUGGGUGCAGUUCUUGGUGCAGUUAUUGGUUCAGUUUUUUCCUAG